CAACCAAUAACAACAACAAACAAACAAUGACACGUCAUUGAAAAGUUUAGAAAACUUUGCAGUUUUCGAUAAAGUAGAGAAAGAUAAAAAAUAGUGAAUCAUGAAGUCGGUAGUAAACACGAUACUGUUCGAUGUAUCCAAAAAUGAAAUGUUCAAAAUAAAUGAAACGUACAAAGUAUUGCACAGAAAACUCAAGUCUACAUGGAAGGUUAUGAUCAACCGCGACCCGAUAUCCGAAGCCGUCCUAGCCGAUGUGAAAAUCCUUGUCAUAGCGGGUCCCCAGGGGGUGUACUCCGACGAGGAGCUGGCCAGCAUGAGGGCGCUGCUGCAGCGCGGGGGCGGCGUGCUGGCGGCCAUGUCUGACGGCGGCGAGGAGGCCAUCAACACCAAUAUAAACUUCCUGCUGGAGGAGUACGGGAUUGUUGUUAACAAUGAUUGUGUGGUCCGGGCGAAAUAUCAUAAAUUCUAUCACCCGAAGGAGUGCCACAUAUCGAACGGAGUCCUGAACAGAUCCUUCCAGAAAAUGAUCAUGAAAAUGCCCAACUACAGCAGCGAGUCUGAUGAUUACUUGGAAGAGCCGGCCACCCCAAACUUCGUCUACCCGUACGGAGCCACCCUGACGGUGAAGAAGCCGGCGGUGGCCCUGCUGUCGAGUAGCGACGUCUGCUACCCGGUCAAGAGGCCCGUGGCUGCCGUCUACACCAGCGAGAAGAGUGGAGGGAAACUGUUCGUGAUAGGCUCCGGGCAUUUCUUCGCGGAUCAGUACCUCGAGUGCGAGAGCAACGACCUGAUCAGGGAGCUGGUGUUCAACUACCUCGGUGGCAUCGGCGACCUGCACCUGCAUCCGAUCGACGUGGAUGACCCUGACAUCAACGAAUACCGCACCCUCGGCGACACGAUAUUCCUCAGCAAACUGCCCCUCCCCGAGCCGGCCAGCGCGCCCCCCCCGCGCCUCUCCGGGCUGCACCCGCACGCCUUGUUCAAAUGGCAACUGUUCUCGUUGAACCUUGCUGCUUUACCAGAAGUACUAGGGCUUUAUGAGCCGCUUGGAGUCAAGCAUGAGCCAUUGCGUCUAAUCGCUCCCCAGUUUGAAACACCACUGCCACCACUGCAACUUGCUGUGUUCCCCCCAACGUUCCGGGAGCCGCCGCCGCCGCCGCUGGAGCUCUUCGACCUGGACGAGGCCUUCAGCUCGGAGAAGUCGCAGCUGGCCCGGCUCACCAACAAAUGCCUGCAGCCCGCCUCAUCGCGGAUGGGACAAGGCGACGGGCAGCUAGAACACGAGCUGGAAUACUUCGUGCGAGAGUGCGGACGCGCGCUGCGGCUGUCCCGCGCGCUACCAGGAGACCAGGAGUCACCAGCGGGCAAGCAGAUCCUGCACCAGAUUGCUGUUCAGCUAGCCACGUUCAAGAAGAUUGCGCCCAGAGACUAGGACAGCAUAAUAUAAUAAGAUUUAAGAAUUC
Messenger RNA from Plutella xylostella (diamondback moth), 1463 nucleotides. RefSeq names its product intraflagellar transport 52 (gene IFT52). Gene Ontology annotation, cellular component: centriole; cilium; intraciliary transport particle B. The record is from RefSeq and is a predicted model, not a curated record. NCBI's taxonomy places the organism in Eukaryota, Metazoa, Arthropoda, Insecta, Lepidoptera, Plutellidae. Gene Ontology annotation, biological process: intraciliary transport; cilium assembly.